AUGCCGCCGAAGAACGCACGAGGACGCACACAGCAUCGUGAGGCGGACAAGGAACCAGAAGAGCCGUUUCACCCUGCAGCAGAUGCUGCCACCUUUCGCGACCUGCUCAUCUUUGAGGAGCGACUCAAGCAGAAUGCGGCUCGACUGCAGGCACGCAAGCGCAAGUACGAGAUCCUGCUCUUCGGCUUUGUCCUCUUCAUCCUCUGCCUUUCGCAUUUGGUGGUCAUCUCGCCGCGCUCUUCGGUGUUCCUGCAGUACAGCCUGGCGGCGGUGCUGAUGAUUUGUCUCACGACGCUCUUCCUUUUCUUUGCAAGUGGCAUGCACGCUGAGCGCAUUCGAUCCGCCAACAAGUUUGUGCCGCAAGCGAAUCGUAGUCUGCGCAAUUUCAACAUGUACCUCAACACACGCAGCACCCGAACAGCAACUCUGUCGGCAGCGUCCACCAUCCCACCCGCACAGAACAGCAGGGGCGAACUCAUCUUCAGCAGCAAAGUCAACCCCGACUUCCGCGAGGGCUACCAACGGUAUCGAGCCGCUUUUGAACGGCGCCGUGCCGAAAAGAUUGCGGCCAAACGGGCUCAGUCAUGGAAGCGAUGGUUCUACUUUGCUCUCGGCAAACCCGACGAUACCAAGCUCAGGUCAGCAACCACAGCCACUCGGAACGCUGCCGAUCCAUCAAGAUCCAAGGCAUUGCGCGGAUCCAAGCCAAGGACAGCUCGGACCACCCGAGCGACAGCACGCUUGGACUCGGAAGGGGCCGAGGCGGCCAGUCCGCAGCGCGGGAGCUUGCAGCUCGAAGACUUGAGCGAUGCGCCAAGUGAUGGUCUGAGUGAUGGAUUGAGCGAAGCACUCAGCGAGGAAGGAGGAUCCAUGUCGGGCCACGACCCAUCAUAG
This is a messenger RNA of Kalmanozyma brasiliensis GHG001, 894 nucleotides long. Its product is annotated as Sporulation/nuclear morphology, Spo7. Gene Ontology annotation, molecular function: protein phosphatase regulator activity. Lineage: Eukaryota; Fungi; Basidiomycota; Ustilaginomycetes; Ustilaginales. The transcript has a single exon. The coding region runs from base 1 to 894 and encodes 297 amino acids. Gene Ontology annotation, cellular component: cytoplasm; Nem1-Spo7 phosphatase complex. The record is from RefSeq and is a predicted model, not a curated record.